Paramecium tetraurelia is the source of this 1021-nucleotide messenger RNA. RefSeq lists its product as uncharacterized. Gene Ontology annotation, cellular component: cytosol; nucleus. Lineage: Eukaryota; Ciliophora; Oligohymenophorea; Peniculida; Parameciidae. Gene Ontology annotation, molecular function: ribosome binding; translation regulator activity; protein kinase C binding. The transcript has 4 exons. The record is from RefSeq and is a predicted model, not a curated record. Gene Ontology annotation, biological process: rescue of stalled cytosolic ribosome; positive regulation of protein phosphorylation.
AUGGCAAAUUAGGUUGAAUUCAAAUAACUUGGUUUCUUGAAAGGUCAUGGUGAUUGGGUUACUACUAUCAUAACAAAUUAAGAUCCAACUUUGGCUGACUUAGUCAUUUCAGGCUCAAGAGACAAAUCCAUUUUAGUUUGGAAACUAUUCAAACAACCUGAUGGUGAUUUAGCUGGUCAACCAAGAAAACAAUUAAAUGGACACUCUCACUUUGUUAGCGAUUUAGUGUUGUCAAAUGAUAACAAAUAUUUAUUAUCUGCUUCAUGGGACAAGGAAUUGAGAUUUUGGGAUUUGGUUAAUGGAACUUGCACACAUAGAUUCGUUGGAAAUAAAAAGGAAAUCUUUACAUGCGCAAUGAGUCCAGACAAUAGAUAAAUUCUUUGUGGUGGAGCUGAAAGAAAAUUUAAAUUAUACAAUGUUAAGGCUGAAGAAAAACUCACCCAAUAAAGCCAUCUCCACUCUGAUUGGAUCAGCUCUGUCAGAUACUCACCAAUUAUCAAAAAUAUCUAACCAUAUUUUGUUACAGUUGGUUGGGACGGUUGGCUUAAAGUCUGGAAUUAAAAUUUUACAAUCAGAUUCUAAUUCAAAGCUCAUGAUUCUUAAAUCAACAGCGUUGCCAUUAAUCCAUCUGGUGAAUACAUUGCUACUGGAGGUAAAGACAAGAAAUUAAACCCCUUUGAAUACGAUGCUGGAGGAAUCAUUAAUUAACUCGCUUUCCAUCCUUAAUAAAAUUGGAUCGUUGCCGCCACAGAAAAUGGAAUAAAAGCUUGGUAAAUAUCAUAAGAAGAAAAAGCUGAAACCAAAACACCAAUUGUUACCUUAGAUCAUCACACUGAAACUUUGGUUGCUGGCGGAGUUAAGAAGAUCUAAAAGCAUGGUGCUAUUUCUGUGGCCCUUGAUGCUAAUGGUGCUAAACUUUAUGGAGGCUUCACAGAUGGAUCAAUCUUAGUUUGGGAAGUUUCAACCAAAAAUUGAAAUCAUUAUGUAUAUUAAAAAAAUUACAAUAAACUUACACUAUAAA